AAUUACUAGUGUCAAGUAUAGCUACCCGUUAUUAAUCUAGAGGAAGUGCCUAGGAUCUGUGGGAGCCAUGGCGGACAAUGAGGUUGAGCAAGUUGCGGAGGGUGUUAAGGAGCUGGAAGUCAACGAUGACCUUGAACUAACUUUGGACCUGGGCAAGAAGAAGAAAAAGAAGAAGAAGGAGUUAGUGCUCGAUCUGGAUGACGCUGAGGCGGCAGCAGCGCCAGCAGCUCCUGCUGCGGAAGCCGACGAUGGUAUGGAAAUGUCCCUGGACCUGGACCUGAGCAAGAAGAAGAAAAAGAAAAAGAAGAACCGCCAAGAGGAGGCUGACUUUGAGGAGGGUGAGGAGGGCGCUGUGGGACCCGCGGACGACGGCCAGGAGAAGUCCGUCGGCAAGUUCCCUUGGUCGGGUUCAGACCGCGAAUACGACUACGAGGAGCUGCUUGAGCGUGUAUUCGGUAUUCUGCGCGAGAGGAACCCGGAGCUCACAGGCGAGCGCCGCCGCACGGUGCUUAAGCCGCCCCAAGUCGCCCGUGAAGGCACCAAGAAGACGGUCUUCACGAAUUUCAUGGACCUGUGCAAAGCUAUGAACAGGCAGCAUGAACACGUGUCGCAGUACCUUCUCGCUGAGUUGGGCACGAGUGGCAACCUGGACGGGCAGCAGCGGCUGAUUGUCAAGGGCCGUUUCCUGCCCAAGUCGUUCGAGACGGUGCUUCGUCGCUACGUCAACGAGUACGUGCUCUGCCCUGGCUGCAAGAGCGUAGACACGCUCCUAGAUAAAGAUAGCGCUACGCGUCUCAUGCAUCUCCGCUGCCAGCAGUGCGGCGCUUCGAGGACCGUGCAAGCAAUCAAGGCGGGUUUCGUGGCGCGCGUUACGAAGCGUGUGGCGGACGCAAAGUAAGCCUAGCGAUUGCGUCAAGGCUGCUUUGUGCGCCAAGCAGGAGGGGUUAAAGCUGUGUAGUUAAUGGAUUCCCCUAUGCAUGUCCCGAUUGCUUUGACCUGGGAUAUGCCAGCGUGGGACCACCAUUGCUGUUCUUCCGACACCAGAUGAUUUGUUUUGACAAGCGCCAGGUGCGGCAUGUCACCUAUAUGCGUAGCCUAUUUGUCUGCAAGUUUGGACGGAUUGGCGUUUCCUUGGGCGUUGUUUCCUUGGAACCGUGGGCCAAUGAGUUGCGCAUGCCUUACGUACGCCUGGGCGGUCAUAGCUAGCUGUAGAAGCUUUUCGUGCUUGCGCCGCUUGGCUGGCAAAAGGUGCAGCAGGUUCUGUGGGAAAGUCGUUGUGUGUGCGGCGGUGGGGACCUUUUGUUGUGUGUCAUUCAGCGUAAUGGACGGGAGGAUAGACUGUUAUGUAAUGAGGAAUGUGGCCGGCAAUCCACGUUCGCGGUUGAAACAAUUGCACGGGUUCGGAUUCGGCAUCAAUGGAAGAUGUGAACGCAAUGCAAAGUGGUCAUAGCGUGGCCUGACCAACCGCUUCCCUGAACUGUUAGAGUGUCUGCUGUGGGUUUCGAGAAUAGUUUGCAACCAUUACCGUUCCAUUAUCGCUUAACAUGGUCGCGUGAGGUCUGAUUACUAUGUAACCAGCCCAGGGAU
Volvox carteri f. nagariensis is the source of this 1587-nucleotide messenger RNA. It is a transcript of the gene eif5Be, whose product is annotated as eukaryotic translation initiation factor 2 beta. Lineage: Eukaryota; Viridiplantae; Chlorophyta; Chlorophyceae; Chlamydomonadales; Volvocaceae. The transcript has 8 exons. Bases 68 to 898 code for a protein of 276 amino acids. Gene Ontology annotation, molecular function: mRNA binding; translation initiation factor activity; translation initiation factor binding. Gene Ontology annotation, cellular component: eukaryotic translation initiation factor 2 complex. Gene Ontology annotation, biological process: formation of translation preinitiation complex; translational initiation; formation of cytoplasmic translation initiation complex. The record is from RefSeq and is a predicted model, not a curated record.